This is a messenger RNA of Lolium perenne, 476 nucleotides long. The record is from RefSeq and is a predicted model, not a curated record. Lineage: Eukaryota; Viridiplantae; Streptophyta; Magnoliopsida; Poales; Poaceae.
CAAACAAAUCAAGCCCUCUUCUCGCUACAAAAAGAUCUACUAAAUCCAAUUGGCUAGUUAGAUCGACCACAUAGUAGAAGGAGAAAAGGUUGAGAAUGUUCCGUCGCAGUGGUGGCGGCGGUGGCAGGACCAAGAAGUCGACGGUGCCUGUGAGCACGAGCACGGGCAACGAGCUGCCCGUGGAUGGAGCGGUGCGGGUGACGAGAGUGGACAGAAUCCAGGCUUACAACCUCGUCUCCAGGCCAUCGGUGUACCACGCCGUCUCGGCGGCGACGUCUGUGCCGGUGGAGAGCCUGGCCGUCAGCGUUGUUCGGGUUGGGGACGUAGUGGACGACGAACACGACGGCUUUGUCUCUGUGACCGUCGCGCAUAACGACUAUAAGAACUAGGCCACCCUGUCUUCAGCGUUUGUGUGACGCUUGACCAGGGAAACAUAUCUAUACCUAAUAAUAAAGGAAGUAAGGUUUCUGCCAAAA